AUGAUAACCUAUGUAUUCACCCCUCAUGUUUUCGUUCCUUUAACAGAUCACCGUCAUCACAUCAUCAGCAGUGGAGACAGGAUCGCACUGAGAAUUUCUUACACUAAUGGCAGUAACCUGAAAUACUACAUGCACUGCACUACAAGCUACUGCUACCGAAAUAACUGCCCCGGGGACACAGUGAUUAAGGUGCGCAAAUCCAUGACGUACAUCAUCCGGGCAAUCGGCAAGUCAGACAGCCAGCCAAUCAACAUCGGCGACAUGGUCACCAUCUCAUCUGGUUACUAUGGCAACAAAUACAACCAUCGAUGCUCAAAAUCUACAUCGUACAAGUGUACGAAACAUUUAUUUCUUAUCAACAGUUCCAUCAACGAGAAAAAAUUCGAAGGAAACCAUUGGUUCGAAAACACCAUCGCUAUCUUCCAGAUCUUUUCCCGCAAUGCGAUUGACAACACCCCAGUGCAGUACGGGGACAUAGUAGGGUUCAGCUACCCCUACUACUACGCGGAUCGCUGGCUGUACCAUAGCGGGGGUCACUAGUACGCGCGCAAGUGCAGCAACACCGAUAAGAAGACGUGCGCGAAAACCGACUCCCCGACUGGCUUUCAAAUCUUCAAGCCUCGAUAGAACGAGAGUAGAGACACACGCGGCACACCCCAGAUAGCAUCAUGGGAAUAUAAUAGAUAAAGGUGGAUUAAAGUUAAAUGGAUACUGAUGCUGCCGCAGAUUAUGACAAUAAAAUGAACAUCAAUAACAAAAAAA
Messenger RNA from Nematostella vectensis (starlet sea anemone), 762 nucleotides. RefSeq lists its product as uncharacterized. The record is from RefSeq and is a predicted model, not a curated record. Bases 1 to 540 code for a protein of 179 amino acids. NCBI's taxonomy places the organism in Eukaryota, Metazoa, Cnidaria, Anthozoa, Actiniaria, Edwardsiidae. The transcript is spliced from 4 exons.